Molecule: messenger RNA, 741 nt
Organism: Lotus japonicus
Lineage: Eukaryota; Viridiplantae; Streptophyta; Magnoliopsida; Fabales; Fabaceae
Product: protein FAR1-RELATED SEQUENCE 7-like
Exons: 1
Coding region: 1-741 (246 amino acids)
Biological process (GO): regulation of DNA-templated transcription
Molecular function (GO): zinc ion binding
Source: RefSeq, a predicted model, not a curated record
AUGUGGGCAUCGAAUAAUUUGCGGGGAAAUUUUUUUGGUGGAUUUAGGACCACAUCUAGAUGUGAGGGUUUUCACUCUGAGUUAGGCAAAUAUGUUUAUUCCCGACAAAACUUGACAGACUUCUUACAACAGUUGACUACCUGUGUGAAGCAUAUGCGAUAUAGAGAGCUGAAUGAUGAUUGUCGUUCUAUACAUGGAGUGCUUGUACCCUUAACCAAAUUAAAAUCAUUGGAAAUUUCAACUACAAAACACCUUACUGAAAAUGUGUGUCGUUUAUUUUGUCCUGUUUUGCAUCAUGCUCCGUUGCUGAAAAUUGUAGACUGCAAGGAUGCUUUGACGUGCUCAAUUUAUACUGUGGCUAAGCCAAGUUUUUGGGCCAAGGAGUGGCAUAUUUCUUUUUAUCCGGAUAGCAAAGACCUGAAAUGUUCUUGUAUGAAGAUGGAGUCACGGGGCUUACCAUGUGAGCACAUAGUGGUUGUGUUAGCGCAUUUAAGAAUGGAAGAGUUACCUGAAUGCAUUAUUUUGAAAAGAUGGACCAAGGGUGCAAGAGAUGGGUUAUAUAGUGGUAAAGAUUUUCUGAAUGAUGGUUGGGAUUCUCCAAAAAGCAGUAGAUGUGGAGCAUUGAUGGAUCUAUAUAGGGUCCUUGCUGAUUUGAAUUAUGAUAAUGUGGUUGAUUUCAAUGAUGCAAGAGGAAAGGCCAUUGAGCUAAUUGAGCAAAGUAAGGCGAAGAAAUCAUGUUAA